Messenger RNA from Periconia digitata, 255 nucleotides. The record is from the annotation of a GenBank genome assembly. Lineage: Eukaryota; Fungi; Ascomycota; Dothideomycetes; Pleosporales; Periconiaceae.
CUGAUACUAAGCAGACCGCCUUUGCGCACGUGGUUUGGCAUGGUUUGCUUCAUAGUGGCCCCUAGGAGCUCUCCAAACUCACGACAGUUUCACCCUCUGCGAAUCACGACCAGCUGUCCAGCCACAUCCAGUACCUUCAUCUCCCGAAUGACGAUUUCAGCAGCCUCCAAGUCGCAAUCAGGUGUCACGCAGUGGAACAGAAGCGCUUGUCACCCGCCGCCAGGUUCGACCCCAGCGCGACAUCAGCUCCCGUGA